AUGUCUUGUGUUGUAGAUGAUGAAAAACUGGGCGAUGCAAGUUUUUUAAUAUUUUCUAGAAGCAAAAAUGAACUUGAGAUCUCUAACAGCAGCUUGGAUGAAGUUCUGACAUUUUCUCCAGAUCUGGGACUGUCACCUGUCACCGGAUUGACUGGUAAUAUGGGACAUCUGAAAUGUAAAGACAGGUUAUCUGGCAUCACACCAAGGCGACGAUUAAAGCUGUCCCCUGACUCUCAAAACCCUAGCCCUACCGACACAACUUGUCAGCUUCACCCUGCCAUGGGAACAGCCACAGAGUUUCCAAAUGAGUCAACACCGAAAGUUAGCCCUGAAAUCUGCAGCACAAGUGACUACGCUUUUGAAACAAGAGCCUGGAAAACGAAAAAAAUAAUAAGAAGAAAUAAAGCAAGAGAAAAUGAAAACGUCCUUCAUCAAAAUACGAGAAAGAAAUCAUCUCGCAUGAAGCUUUUAGAACUCUUCCAAAGUCCAGAGUGUAUUGCGAGACCGCAGCCUGCCUGGUUAGAAAAGGGAACACCAGAGCAGCAGGAUGCCAAGAAACAAGACAGCAGUGGAGAUGGGGAUCACAACCUCUCAAUGUGCAUUAGCAGUCCGAAAUGCAAUAUUACCGACAGUGAAGAUGAUGAACUAAUUGGGGAUUUCUCUAAAUGUUACUGUUUGCCAAUUGAAAAUGGAAAGCACCAAGACCUUAAAUAUAUAAACUCUACAACCUUAGCACAGCUUCUCCGGGGAAGUUAUAAGGACAUUGUGCAGAAAUAUUGGGUGGUGGAUUGUCGGUAUCCUUAUGAAUUUGCUGGAGGACAUAUUAAGGGAGCCAAGAAUUUAUUCAGAGAAGAGCACAUUGCAGAAGAGUUUCUGAAGCAUCCAUCUCUUCCCGAAAGCAGAACCGUCUUGGUCUUUCAUUGUGAAUUUUCCUCAGAGAGGGCUCCCAAACUGUGUCGCUUAUUAAGAAACAUGGACAGAAAAGCCAAUGUAUAUCCACUGCUGUAUUACCCUGAACUGUAUGUUUUAAAAGGUGGCUAUAAGGAUUUUUAUGAAACAUUUAAGGUUCUUUGUGAACCACAAGGUUAUGUGAACAUGCUGCACAGGGAUUUCCAGGAUCACCUAAAGCAAUACCAUCGCAAGAAAAACUCAUUUGCACCGCACCGGGUCCGAAAAGAACUUUUCAAACCUCAGUCCACAAACAAAAUCAUGAACCAAGUGAAAUCUCUAAAAUCUUAAAGAAGAUUAAAAAAAUUGCAUUUAAAAGGAAAAGAAAACUGGUCAUGUGAUAAGACCUUUACUAGACUUUUAUAACAGAGAUGCUUCAAGCCAUAUUUUGCUGGAAUAGAAUGUCACCCUUCUAUGAUCUGUUACAAUGACACAGUAUUGCUAUACAGUAUAUGGCUGGGAUACAUUCCUUCACCAUCAUAGACUUUGG
Messenger RNA from Pelobates fuscus (common spadefoot toad), 1438 nucleotides. Its product is annotated as M-phase inducer phosphatase 1-A-like. The transcript is spliced from 12 exons. Lineage: Eukaryota; Metazoa; Chordata; Amphibia; Anura; Pelobatidae. Gene Ontology annotation, molecular function: protein tyrosine phosphatase activity. The coding region runs from base 1 to 1239 and encodes 412 amino acids. The record is from RefSeq and is a predicted model, not a curated record. Gene Ontology annotation, cellular component: nucleus; cytoplasm. Gene Ontology annotation, biological process: positive regulation of G2/MI transition of meiotic cell cycle; positive regulation of G2/M transition of mitotic cell cycle; protein dephosphorylation.